CUUGUGCUGAUGCCGAGGAGAUCUAGUCAGUACUGGUAAAAGUAUUCUGCGUCUCCCAUAUUCUUUCAUGUCGUCGCAUCUCUAAUAUUCGCACCCUGCUGCCACUGCGUGUUAUGGCCUCGGCGGACGCCACUAAUAAGACCGAAAGGACCCCGCUUCUAUUCUCCUCAAAUACUACUUCGUCGGCUAGCAGUAUCAGUAUACCAUCCAGCGACAUUUCCGACGAUGCAUCACAUUUUCGACCAAGCUCAGUGCAUUCCAAAACCGCACUCGACGAAGAGGCAAGACUCGACUCAACAUCCAGUACGACGCCAAGCACAGCGACGGUGUCAGUGGGUCGUAUAGUAUGCGUUCUCCUCGUAGGCACUUUUAUAUCCAACGCGGAUAGCUCUCUUUUACUCGCGACGCAUCCCAUCAUCGCUUCCGAGUUCAACGCACUCCACGACUCGAGUUGGCUCUUGACCAGUUUCGCCCUCGCGCAAGCAUCAACGCAGCCAUUGUACGGGAAGCUGAGUGACAUAUAUGGCCGCAAAUCUAUGCUACUGCUAGCGUACGCGCUGUUUGCGUUCGGGUGCGGUCUGGUGGGCAUAGGGGGUUCCAUGUCGACUCUGAUUCUGGGUCGUGUCAUAUCAGGAGCGGGCUCAAGUGGCAUGACGGCCCUAGUCUCUGUCCUCAUCACCGACCUGGCCCCUCUGCGGGAUGUGGCAAGCUGGCGCGCAUAUAUCAACGUUGUUGCGACAACGGGUCGUAGUAUUGGAGGACCCCUAGGCGGUUGGCUCGCUGAUUCUGUGGGUUGGCGAUGGUCUUUUCUGGGCCAGGUCCCGCUUGCUGGAAUAGCCAUCCUUUUGGUUGCAAUCACUCUUCCCCCUCGCCCCCAUCAUCAUCUGGAUGACGGCUCAGCAAGGAGUAAACUGGCGAGAAUCGACUUCAUUGGUGCUAUUCUGAUGACAUUGAGUAUUCUGGCCCUGCUUAUUCCUCUUGAAGUCGGCGGUGAUCGUGUUCCAUGGUCUUCUCCCAUCAUCAUGGUCUUGCUUAUUGGAUCCGCUGUGUUUGGUGCACUCUUCUUGGCGACAGAAGCCUGGAUAGCCAAGGAGCCGAUGCUUCCACUUUCACUAUUACGCCAGCGAGAUGUAGUAGUCUCGUUUUUCGUCAUGUUUUUCCAAUCUGCGGCGCAAACCGGACUCAUGUUUGCCGUUCCACUGUAUUUCCAGGUAACGGCAGGCGCAUCAAACACUGUCGCUGGAGCGCAUCUUGUCCCUGCAGUGGUAGGCAACGCCGUAGGAGGUAUGCUGUCCGGAACCAUUAUCCACCGCACAGGCCGCUACAAAGCCCUCAUCCUUGUGGCCACGAUUGUAGCAGCCACUGGAUACCUUUUACUGAUUCUCCGCUGGCAUGGCCACACCAACUGGUUCGAAUCCCUCUACAUCUUCCCUGGUGGCUUCGGCAUGGGCAUCGUGCUAUCGGCGCUCUUCAUCAGCGUCCAAGUAUCCAUACCCCCGGCUUUCAUUGCUAUUGCGACUUCAACGCUCUAUCUUACAUCUUCCGUUGGUUUCUUGGCAGGCAUGGCAGGCGUGAGUGCUGUGCUUCAAGAAGCAUUGAGCAGGGGCCUCGAUCAUCGGCUUGUCAAAUUGGGGUUCUCCGAUCACAAGAGGUGGAAAAUUAUUGAACGCGCAGUGUCAGACGUGCACUAUGCCGACAAAGCGACGCCGUUGAUCGGAAAAGCGGUUAUAGGAUCCUAUGUCGAGGCAUUGACUUGGACACACGUCGUCUCUCUAGCAUGCUCUAUUACUGCAUUCGUUGGUAGUCUUUUCCUACGACAACAUAAAUUAUAGGGUUAUCAAUGUAAAUGGCUUAGGCAGAGGGCAACGCAAAUACAAAUCUUGUGCAAACCAUUGCGGUUCACUUCAACUUGUUCGACCCAACGGCCAAAGCCUUGUACACCCAUCUGUAGUUGAAAACCC
Molecule: messenger RNA, 1961 nt
Organism: Cucurbitaria berberidis CBS 394.84
Lineage: Eukaryota; Fungi; Ascomycota; Dothideomycetes; Pleosporales; Cucurbitariaceae
Product: MFS general substrate transporter
Exons: 2
Coding region: 114-1832 (572 amino acids)
Biological process (GO): basic amino acid transport; transmembrane transport
Cellular component (GO): fungal-type vacuole membrane
Molecular function (GO): basic amino acid transmembrane transporter activity
Source: RefSeq, a predicted model, not a curated record